Messenger RNA from Conger conger (European conger), 3838 nucleotides. RefSeq names its product inactive carboxypeptidase-like protein X2. The record is from RefSeq and is a predicted model, not a curated record. NCBI's taxonomy places the organism in Eukaryota, Metazoa, Chordata, Actinopteri, Anguilliformes, Congridae. Gene Ontology annotation, biological process: proteolysis. Gene Ontology annotation, molecular function: metallocarboxypeptidase activity; zinc ion binding. Bases 403 to 2646 code for a protein of 747 amino acids. The transcript has 17 exons.
CCUCAUCAGUCCGUUCUUUUCUCCUGUUGGUUUUGCAGCGUAUCCAAACAGCUAGUUAACAGCGUUAGAGGACACACUGAGGGACAAGCGCUCUCUUUUACAAGUGGUUCUGGUGAUAUGUAGACAAAUAACCAGAAACAAACAAAAUGAAGACGAAGACUCACCUACCUACUCAAUCCCUGGCAGAAGGAGGGUGGUUUGGUGUCCUGUGAGGUCCCGUCCAUGUGCUGAUCUUUGGCCAGAUUGAAGCUGUGCUGUGUGUGGGGAAGUUUGUAAAAGUCCUGUGUGCGCGUGUUUGAGGGCGGGAGAGCGACAGGGAGUCGAUGGGGCUUCACCGCGAGGCCAGCUAGCGAAGCGCUAACAUCUGCAGCAGCAACUCCCCGAGACCAGACCUCCGCCACCAUGUGGCCCCCGGUGACACGAGGGCGGGGCCGCGCCCUCCUGGCCCUCUCCCUCCUGGGACUGCUGGGGUCGCACCUGGAGCUCGCCCGCGCGCGGGGCACGGAGGAGGAGGAUUACCAGGAGCUCGUCAGCCAGGAGCGUUUUCACCACGCGCCGGGGCCUGAGGACCCCCACCCCUCCCCCGAGACCCCCGAGCCCAAAUCUGACAGGAAGGAGCCCCAGAGGGGGAAAGAGAAGCUCGCAGAAAAAGUAAAUUCCAAACCAGCCAAAAACGGAAACGGAAAGAAAGUUGAGAAGAGCAAAAAGGCUGGUUUGAAAGCCCCGAACAGCAGCAGCGAUGCAGAGAGCCUCCACGAGCCCGUGAGGGAGGAAUGCCCUCCGUUAGGCCUGGAAACACUGAAAAUCGACGACUUUCAGCUCCAUGCCUCCACGAUUAAGCGCUACGGGCUAGGCGCCCACCGAGGACGGCUCAACAUCCAGGCCGGGCUGAAUGAAGAUGACUUCUAUGACGGAGCGUGGUGCGCCGGGAGGAACGACGGCCUGCAGUGGUUCGAGGUGGACGCCAGGAGGUUAACCAAGUUCACCGGCGUCAUCACGCAAGGCCGGAACUCUCUUUGGUCAAGCGACUGGGUGACGUCCUACAGAGUCCUGGUGAGCAACGACAGCCACACGUGGGCGACCAUUAGGAAUGGGACACAGGACAUUGUGUUUGUGGGGAACAGUGAGAAAGAAAUCCCGGUGAGGAAUCUGCUCCCGGAGCCGGUGGUCGCCCGCUACAUCCGUGUGAACCCUCACUCCUGGUUCAUCGGGGGGAGCAUCUGCAUGCGGGUGGAGGUCCUGGGGUGCCCCAUGCCAGACCCCAAUAAUUAUUACCACAGAAGGAAUGAGGUCACAACAACCGACAAUUUGGACUUCAAACACCACAGCUACAAAGAGAUGAGACAGCUGAUGAAGGUGGUCAAUGAAAUGUGUCCUAAUAUAACCCGGAUUUACAACAUAGGCAAGAGUCUCGGCGGACUGAAGCUCUACGCCAUCGAGAUAUCGGACAACCCUGGGGAACACGAACUGGGUGAACCAGAGUUUCGCUACGCAGCUGGCUCCCAUGGCAACGAGGCUUUGGGACGAGAGCUGCUUCUGCUGCUGAUGCAGUUCAUGUGUCAGGAGUACCUGGACGGUAACCCACGGAUACGGCACCUGGUGGAGGAGACCCGCAUCCACCUCCUGCCCUCCGUCAACCCCGACGGGUACGAGAAGGCCCAUGAGCUGGGCUCGGAGCUGGGAGGCUGGUCUGUGGGCAGGUGGAGUCUGGAUGGCCUGGACAUCCAUCACAACUUCCCCGACCUCAACUCCAUCCUGUGGGAGGCGGAGGCCCGGAAGUGGGUACCCCGGAAGGUGCUCAACCACCACGUGGCCAUCCCGGACUGGUACCAGACCACCAACGCCACGGUUGCCAUGGAGACGCGGGCUCUGAUCGCGUGGAUGGAGAAGAUUCCCUUCGUGCUGGGGGGUAACCUGCAGGGAGGUGAGCUGGUGGUGACGUUCCCCUACGACAUGGCGCGGGUGAAGUGGAAGGCGCAGGAGCAGAGCCCCACCCCUGAUGACCACGUCUUCCGCUGGCUGGCCUUCUCCUACGCCUCCACGCACCGUCUCAUGACCGACGCCAGCCGGCGUGUCUGCCACACCGAAGACUUCGCCAAGGAGGACGGCACCGUCAACGGAGCCACCUGGCACACGGCCGCGGGAAGUAUGAAUGACUUCAGCUACCUGCACACCGACUGCUUCGAGCUGUCCAUGUACGUGGGCUGUGACAAGUUCCCACACGAUAACGCCCUUCCCGAGGAGUGGGAGAACAACCGCGAGUCCCUGCUGGUCUUCAUGGAGCAGGUGCAUCGUGGGAUCAAAGGGGUGGUGAGGGACCUGCAGGGCCGGGGGAUCGGCAACGCCAUCGUUUCUGUGGAGGGCAUCAACCACGACGUCCGCACAGCGGCAGACGGAGAUUACUGGAGGCUGCUGAACCCGGGGGAGUACAGGGUGACGGUGAAGGCCGAGGGCUACAACCCCACCAGCAGGGUGUGUGAGGUGGGCUACGACAUGGGGGCCAGCCGCUGCAACUUCCUGCUCAGCCGCAGCAACAUGUCGCGCAUCAAGGAGAUCAUGCAGAGGUUCGGCAAGCAGCCCAUCAACGUGCAGAGCCGCCAGACCCGCCACCGCUACGGGCCGAGCAUGCGGCGGCGGGGAACUUAGCCACGCCGCCGGCAGGGGGACGGACUUCCUGCAAAGCCUCGCUUUUCUUCCCAGUUGUUUUCAAGGCUGAUCUCCGCUGCGGUAUUCAUAUGGCAAAGACAGGAGAUUUACUGUGUGAUCGCAGUUGCGUGAGCCUCCCUCUCUUCGGAUGGAACGUCGUUCUCUAAACCUUGGCAUAAGCUAUCUGUGGCUUUCUGGACGUAUUACGGGUUUUCUAUAUAUUUUGUGACCAAAGCAAGGAUGCAUUUGUUUUGAUCACAACCCGUGACAUCUACAUUCUGUGUAAAGGUGUGUGCCUGUGUGUGUGUGUGUGCCUGUGUGUGUGUGUGUUUGUAUUAUAGCAGUGAAAAGACACUACAUUGAUUUUGGACACAAUGUAAAGGGAUAGACUGGAUAUAUAUCAGUUCAUUAUAACCCAUGUUAAUAGCCUGUAACUUCCCUUAAUAAAGUAUCAUUAAACAUUGAAUAUUAAAUGGUAGUGUAGGUUGCAAUUUAGCUGCAUACUGUUGGUAUGAAAACGCUGCAUACUGUUCAUACGAAACAGGAUCUAAAGUUUGUUUUAGCUUAAACAGGCUUGGCAUAUAUCUUUUUUUCCCAUUUCAUUCCAAAUUCUGAUGCCUAUGCUGUCAUUUAUUUAUUACGUAUUCUGGAUAUUAAGUACUGGAUUUUACCAAAGCUAUCAAGUAUCAAAUCUCAUCCUAUUCUCUUGAAGACGUGGAUUAAAGGUUAUUUGCAUGAUUGUCUUCCACUGAUGUGGUUAUUUUAUGCUAUACUUUACAAUUGUGUCCCUUCAUAAACCCAGCUGAAGUGGGGGGUACGGAGGAAAACGACCGUUAAAUAUUCUGUUGAAUGAAAAGGUUGGGUAUUCCAGCAAGACAAUGAUCCAAAGCAGACCUCAAAAUCAUCCAUGAAGUAACUACAGGAAAGAUGUAUGAAGGUUUUGGAAUGGCCACCACAGUCCCCAGACUUGAAUAUUAUUGAAAAUCUGUGGAGAGAUCUCAAACAUGCCGUGCAUGCAAAGAGGCUGAAUAAUAUUUCUGAGCUUGACGUGUUCUGCCAGGAAGAAUGGGGGAAAAUUCCCGCCAAAAGUGAGAAUUGAAAGACUCUUAGCUGGCUACAGGAAGCAUUUGCAAGUUGUUAUAGUUGCCUGAGGAGGAGUUGCAAAGUAGUAACUGACAGGGUUUGCAAGCUU